AUGAAGGGGGUUGCUCUUCUUUCGCUUUUUGGGGCUGCCCUGGCUCAUCCGGCGGGCCUUUGGUGGGGUACGGAUGUCUGCUAUACCAGUCCAGACAACACCGACAAUCAGUGCUCGGAUGUUCAGCAGAAAGGCUUUGACUUGUCUGAGCUGGCAAACGGUGACAAUUGGAGCUUUGAAGGCUUCCAUUUUGUUGGCCUCGAGCCCAAGAAUGGCUGUCAAGGAUCUAGCUACGGGGGCACUUGCCUUGGUGGAAAGCUCUCUAGUGACGAUGACUGGACAAUCAAGAUUUUCGCCACUGACGCUCCAUUCUCAAUCCGGAACUUCCAUCUUUCAACUUCCCGGAGCACCGAUGUUUUCAUCAUCUACGAGAUGCCGGAUGGUUCUUCCUGUCAUCAUGUCGCUUCCAGCUCGUACAGGGGAACUGAUGUCGGCAACGACCAGUGUGGCGGUGCUGUAUCAGUCGAGUUCACACUUCCCCAAGAGAACAAGUUCGGCGAUUGUGAUAUAGAGAUCCAUUCGAUCGACUUUGACUGUUCUACUGGAUCUAAGCCGCCAAGCCCCGUCCUUGACCCCUCUCAUUCUCAUCAUGUGCCUACCACGAGCUCGACUGUUUCCCUUCCUCAUUUCCAUUUGCCCUCUACUACACGGGAAAUUCCUACGCUUAGCCACUCUUCCCAGAAGAUGACGACUUCCACAAUCUGGACUACCGAGGAGAUUACUAUCACUAAAUGCCCACCCAAUGUCACUAACUGCCCUGGUCAUUCGACUGUCUUGGUUACCUCUACAUACCCAUUGUCAACAACAGUCUGCCCUUCUAAACCCGCGGAAACCAAUCCUAGCACAACCUCUCCUCGUGUUGUGCACUCGCACCCCUCGAUCACUAGCUCUUUCACUACAGCUACUGAGCCCAGCCCUCCUGUUGUUACUGCUCCCUGCCCUAACGUGGUACCCAAGUGUCUCAACACAUGGCUCACUAUUCCGAAGUGCGACUCGAACAGCGAUACUGCAUGCUUCUGCCCAUCCACCGAAUUCACGGACAAAGUUAGGGGAUGCAUUCGGGCCUGGAGCAGCUCCAAGAAGGAGGAAGAUUCCGCCCUUGCUUUCUUCGCCGGUAUUUGUGCUCCCUUCGUCCCGGAGAACCCUGCGAUUGUCGACAUCCCCACAACCUGCACUUCUUCCGACCCCGCUCCUAAGACCACUGCUGGUCCUAAAGUCACUCCCAGCACACGUACCGUUGUUGCGACUAUUGGUGUGCCUACAUCCGUCGCCCUCCAGACUCCUUGUACCACCAUCAGCUGGGCUUCGCACACGACCACUGUUCCCCUCGUUAGGUUCAGUACGGUCACUUGUUCCUCCACGACAUCUGUGAAUUUGGUGGUUGUUACUACUGCCAGUCCUCCUUCUAAGAGUGGCCAUUUCGCGCACGUGUCGUCCUCGACGUUGACAACUAGCUGCAAAACACACUCCACCGCUAUUUUUACGCCGACUACGCCUAAGCCCACUGUGUCCAAGCCCACAGGAUCUAAGCCAACUGAAACUGUCGUUCUUUCCAAUGUUGGGUCGAAACUACCCAUGUACGGUUUUUGGGGUUUUGGCAUCGCCCUUUUGGCGCUCUUUUUUUAA
Penicillium verrucosum is the source of this 1626-nucleotide messenger RNA. RefSeq lists its product as uncharacterized. The record is from RefSeq and is a predicted model, not a curated record. Lineage: Eukaryota; Fungi; Ascomycota; Eurotiomycetes; Eurotiales; Aspergillaceae. The transcript is spliced from 3 exons. Bases 1 to 1626 code for a protein of 541 amino acids.